GUCAGUAGUCAGUACGCCUCGUGACGCCGACGGGAAUUGUGUUCGUGAUAUAUUCGUAGAAUAGCGUUUAGUGUUCACCGGCAGUAGCUUUUGUACAGUGUUUUAAUAUAUAGUAUAUACAUAUAUACAUAUAUAUUUUUCUUAACCGGUUGUUAAAUUCACGAACAGAAGGAAUUGCGAUCAAAUUUACGAUACGUCCAGUUUGACCAAUCACAAAGAAUCAUUGUAUUUUCGUUCCAACGAAAUACCGGUACUACGACGUGUCGUUAACCUCUAGCGAGAAGAAAAACGAACAUUUUGAAAAUAUUGUACUGUGAUCUUUUCAAUUCGUCCUUGUCGAGGUAUCAAUAAUUCUUUUAGUGCACACGAAUAGUUUUCUUAUAAUCUGAAUUUGAUGUUGACUCAAUGUUAACGAGAAGAGCACUUAGCCGAUCGUAAUCGCGCAUUAUACGAUAAGUGUUUCAAGUAACAGCGUUUGUGAUUGGAGGAUAGAAAUAUAGGAACAAAUAAGUGAAAAUGGGGUGCAACACGAGCAAGGAAAGUGUCCAGCCGGUUGGAGAUGAAGCAAAGGAAGAUGGGAAAAACGGUGAUAUCACGAAAGGAGAGAGCAGUCCGGCGAAAGUAGAUUCGCAAGAAUCUUCUUCGCAGAAAAGAUCGGCAGGAGAUUCGAAAGAGAAAAAGGAGGCGGAGUCGAAGGGGGAGGAGAAGAAAGGAGAGGACACGGAGAAGGAGAGGGAGAAAGCCGCGACGAGGAUACAGGCGGCGUUCCGCGGCCACCACGCCAGGAAGAGUAUGAAAGAUAUUGAAUCCUCGACGAAGCAGACGGGGACCAAAUCAAACUCAGAGCCAACCAAGGAACAACUUCAGCAGGAGUUCCGCGCCGACGAUAAGGAGCUUUGCGAAGCGGCGACGAAAAUCCAGGCAUCUUUCCGCGGCCAUAUGUCGAGAAAGGAGCAAGCAGCUGCAGCCAUCGCAAAAUCGGCGGAGAAUGCCGUCGAGGAUGUUGUCUCCAAGAUGGAGGAGAAGGCGAAGGACGCCAUGAACGAGCUCGAGGGUAUCGAUCUCACGGAUCCCGAUCUGCACAAGGCGGCGACGAAAAUCCAAGCGAGCUUCCGGGGUCACAAGGUCCGCCAGGAAGUGUUAGGGAAUCCAGCGCAGAACGAGCCCAAGAAAUAAGAAGGAUGAGAUUGGAGUGCUGAUUUUUUUCGAAAUCGAAUCGUCGAUAGUAUGCCCGAUCAUGAAACUCAAAAAAAAAAAAAAAAAGAAAAAAAGUAAAAGAA
This is a messenger RNA of Apis florea (little honeybee), 1280 nucleotides long. It is a transcript of the gene igl, whose product is annotated as IQ calmodulin-binding domain containing protein igloo. NCBI's taxonomy places the organism in Eukaryota, Metazoa, Arthropoda, Insecta, Hymenoptera, Apidae. Gene Ontology annotation, molecular function: calmodulin binding. The record is from RefSeq and is a predicted model, not a curated record.